Molecule: messenger RNA, 1038 nt
Organism: Leguminivora glycinivorella
Lineage: Eukaryota; Metazoa; Arthropoda; Insecta; Lepidoptera; Tortricidae
Exons: 3
Coding region: 1-1038 (345 amino acids)
Source: RefSeq, a predicted model, not a curated record
AUGGACAUCAUAUUAUUGAAGCGUCUUAGAACAUUUGCCAAUAGUAUAAAAGAGCAUCAAGCGAGAGCAUCAGAGCUAUGUGCGUGUCGUCCAUGGGAAGAUAAUGAAGUGGAACAAGCCGCUAUCAUUGCCUCCAAGUUGCGGUCAAUGCUGGGGAAAUUUCAGAGUGAUCUCUAUCAGUAUUUUAAUACAAGCACUGAUCCGAACCCUGAUGAGGUCUCGACCUUAAUAGAGAUACAAUUACAAGGCGAGGAAAUUUUAGCUGAACUUAAUGCCAGAAUACAGUCCAUUAAAGAACAAGGCCAAGUUAAGUCCGACCCUGUUAAGAAUAGAAGUAAGCUACCGGAAUUAGAGCUUGUGUCUUUCCAUGGCAAUGUCCUAGAGUGGACCCAAUUUUGGGACCAGUUCAGUUCCAACAUUGAUCAAAGAAACUUGAGAGAUGUGGAUAAGUUUCUUUAUCUUAAAGCUUCCUUGAAGGGUGAAGCAAAAAUCAUAAUUGACGGUUUGGAAACCACAAACGAAAAUUAUAAAAUAGCCGUAGAUACACUUAAAGAAAGAUAUGGUAAUAGAAUACAGAUUAUUGACGCUCAUUACUCCUCCCUAUACAAAGUUAAGAAAGCGAUGAAGCCUCAAGAUUGCAGGAAAACAUUAGAUGAAUUAGAAAGACACCUUAGAGUAUUGCAAUCCCUAGGAGAAGACACUAAUAAGAAUAACUUAAGGUUCCUUUUCAUGGAAAAAUUUCCUGAAGAUGUGAUUUAUGAGUUGAAACUGAAGUUGAAAACUGAAUCCACAGAAGAGAUAAGGAAACAGUUAAACGCUAUCAUAACGGCAAAGGAGGAUGUUGAUAGAAUUAAUGCAGAGGAUAAAAAUAUAGAACCUACCUUCACCACUGAAACGUUACACGUGAAAAUUAAUAAAGUUAAGGAUAAUAAUAAACAUUUGAAGAAAUUCACUGGUGAAAGGAAAUUUAAAGAUAAAUAUAAUAUGAAACCUAGAGGGAAACCCAUCAAAACCGAAACGGAAGAAGUCCGACGUUAA